AUGAUCAACCAUCGGAUUCCGUUGAAAAUACUGCCAACGGUAGUCGUGGCGAUUGUCUUCCUAGCUGAAGGAUUGUGCCUACCAGCCCAUUCGAAAAACAUAAUAUUAGAAGACGAGGUGAGUACUGUCCCGGCUGUCGAAGGUGACCGGUUAAACAUAAAAUGCGAUUAUUCAGAAGCCAAUAAGAUCUCUAAAGUCCAAUGGACCAAAGAGUCAGACGAUGAAACUCCGUUCGACUCACCGAGCAUAUUGUCAAACAAAUUGCAAUGGUUGCGUUUCAAGAACGUGAAGCACUCCGAUCACGGACGAUAUUCUUGCUUGAUCAGUGGUUUUACCGAGAACGGAAUGUUUUCCAAAUGGCGUAAUUUUACAUUGAUAACGUACAAAAGGUCGGAAGUUACCGGUAAUGGAAAAUCUAUGAAAUUGACAUCGCCUCUGAGCCUUUCACACCGAAAGGAGGGAGCCAAACCGAAAUUUAUCAACAGACUUUUCAUGGAUAACAACGUGGCGUUGUUAGUAGGCGACAUUCUAACUCUGAGUUGUCCCUUCGAGAGUACAUCAGAUGUAGUGUUUUCUUGGUAUAAAAACGAUUCAUUACUCGUCGAAGGGGAUGCAGACGUUAAUAAUUACACUUCGAGUCAAGUAAAAUUGUCAGACGCGGGAAAUUACACUUGCGUGGUGAAAAACGAGUUCGGUUCUAUCCAACAUAAAUUCAAUGUGGAUGUUUACGAGGACCAAAACAAAUUGCCUCUCCUGGUCGAAUAUCCACACAAUUUGACUUUGAAGCCUGGGGACACUGCACGGUUUUCUUGCAAAACUUUUGAUCAAUUGCAUACAAAAGUUGACUGGUACUUUUUGAAUGGUACAAAUCCACGGGACAUCGAGACCGAGGACCUUUUACUAUCUACAAAGAUGGUCAACAGCCACAACGUUAAGUUGUUUAAUGGUGUAUUAAUACUCGAAGGCGUCACAAUUGAUGACGUUGGAUGGUAUGUUUGUUAUACAAACGGAUCUAAAACGCGUGUAAUGACUGGUGCUAAAUUGGAUGUGGACAAAAGUUUGAUUAAUGAUGCAAAUGACCAAGACUCUGGAAUCGAAGUAGAAGAUGGGGAAAUUAUCGACAGUACAAGAAAAAUCGGUUUUUUCAAUGCAACAGAAAAUUCCACUGCUCCUAAAUUCACAAAACUUGAUAGCAUGCACAGAGUGAUCGCAAAGCCCGCAGGAAAUAUGUUGAAAUUGAAAUGUGUAGCUGAAGGUAAUCCUUUACCGAACGUAACAUGGUACAAAGACGGAGUCACCCCUCCUCAACGCCAACUGGGUGUAGCCCGGUACACACAAUGGGCCAUCAUACUGGAAGAUUUGGUAACGACCGACUCCGGUAAUUACACGUGCAAAGUGACCAACGAGAACGGAUGUAUUGAUUUCACUUAUAAGGUCGAAAUAAUAGAGCGGUUACACCAUCGUCCGGUGUUUACGGAAGCGCCUCACAACCUUACUUUGGUGUUGGGUGGUUCUGGUUCCUUGGCGUGCAAGGUGUUGUCGGACUUGCAUCCGUACAUCGGAUGGUAUAUUGGGGAAAUCACGGUGGAGAAUACUGAAAACUUAAACUUAACAACAAUGGUGAAGGUCGAGAACGGAGCUCCCAGCGAAGGGAACCCGGAAUUAUUGCAACUGUCCAACGUGACGCAUUUGGACGAAGGGUGGUAUACAUGCGUGGCCGGUAACAGUCUGGGAAUGAGCUACGCUAGUGCCUAUUUGAAAGUGGUCGACGAGUUGGAAGAUCCGAUAAAAAUCAAAGCUUUUCAAUUGCAAACGUACCAAUUGGCUGCUCUGGGCAUUAGCUUCGUACUGGUCAUUUUCGUGUGCGUCAUAAUGCUGGUGUGCAGUCAGAGGAAGAGGGAAAAAUUGAAGGAGUUGGUGGCUAGAGAAUCGGCUAGAAACGCAAUGAUCACUCAAUGGACCAAGAAAAUAAUCAUCGAAAAGCAACAGAUGGCCGAUGCCAGCGAACCAUUGUUGAUGCCUGUAGUGAAAAUCGAAAAACAAAAAAGUAAAUAUACAAAACUUGACCAGGCGUGCAUGUCCGAAUACGAGCUGCCUCUCGAUCCUUGUUGGGAAUUUUCAAGGGACAAUCUAUCACUAGGUAAAACUCUGGGCGAAGGAGCAUUCGGUAAAGUCUUGCGUGGGGAAGCCGAUGGAAUUUUGUGUGAAAAUGUAAUGCACACGGUGGCGGUAAAAAUGUUGAAAGACGGACACACUGAUACCGAAAUGAUGGAUUUAGUAUCGGAAAUGGAAAUGAUGAAGAUGAUCGGUAAACAUGUGAACAUCAUAAAUCUAUUGGGUUGUUGUACCCAAGACGGACCUUUGUAUGUGUUGGUGGAAUUUGCAUUACACGGUAAUCUCAGGGAUUUCUUGAGACAACACAGGCCAUCUUCAGGCUACGAACCGGCUAUCGGAUCAAACCUCAAAGACACCUUAACGCAAAAGGAUUUAGUAUCGUUUGCGUAUCAAGUUGCUAGAGGAAUGGAGUAUUUGGCGUCUAGAAAGUGUAUUCAUAGAGAUUUGGCAGCAAGAAAUGUCUUGGUAAGCGACGACUUCGUAAUGAAAAUUGCAGACUUUGGCCUAGCUAGAGACAUUCAAAAUCAAGAAUAUUACAGAAAAACUACCGAUGGAAGACUCCCGGUGAAAUGGAUGGCACCAGAAGCUUUAUUCCACAGAAUAUACACAAAUCAAUCUGAUGUAUGGUCUUACGGAGUGCUGUUGUGGGAAAUCAUGACCUUAGGAGGUACGCCUUAUCCUUCCGUGCCCAACAUGGAGCAGUUGUUCAAUUUGCUACAGAGUGGACAUCGUAUGGAGAAACCAUCUUGUUGUUCCCUGGAAAUAUACAUGAUAAUGCGGGACUGUUGGAGUUACCAUCCGAACGAGAGGCCCAUGUUCGACGAGCUGGUGGAGAGUCUCGAUCAGAUACUGUCGGUGACGGCCAACCAGGAGUACGUGGACUUCGGACUGCCUCAGCUGGACACGCCACCCACCAGUCAGGAGUCGUUCGAAGAAAACGUCCUGGUAAAUUUCGCCGUGUGA
Macrosiphum euphorbiae (potato aphid) is the source of this 3078-nucleotide messenger RNA. Lineage: Eukaryota; Metazoa; Arthropoda; Insecta; Hemiptera; Aphididae. The record is from the annotation of a GenBank genome assembly.